Helobdella robusta is the source of this 1464-nucleotide messenger RNA. RefSeq lists its product as hypothetical. Bases 1 to 1464 code for a protein of 487 amino acids. Lineage: Eukaryota; Metazoa; Annelida; Clitellata; Rhynchobdellida; Glossiphoniidae. The transcript is spliced from 3 exons. The record is from RefSeq and is a predicted model, not a curated record.
AUGGAUACACUGAGGAACAUCAAUGCCUUAGCCCAAAUAAUGCUAAGACUAGAAGAAUUGAAAGUUGAAAACAAAAAUCUGCGAAAUAAAUGUAAUCAAAUGAAAGAGCUUGUAGAACUGUGGCAGUUUCAUUGUUUAAACUUGCCAGAGAACUAUUGUUUAGAGUGCGGCCAAUCGAAAUCUAAAAAAAUUAUGAACAGAUUGAAUUCCAAAUCUCCAAUUGAUCAUGAUGAAAUGGCGAGAAGUGCAGAAGUUAUCUUCACCGAAAGCAGCUCAUCCGCUUCGCCCGUUUCUGCAACAACUCCAACAACACGCUUAAACGAUUUAUCUCGAAAAUUAAAACGUUUUCUUUCCAACAAAACCGAUUCGUACUGCAAAAAAAAAGCUGAAAAACCGUUUCGCAGAUUUAAAUCAGAAAAUUCAAAUGACGAGUUUAUGAAAAAAGCUGUUGUAUCUCCUUCUUUUUUGCUAUUUAGUCCCUUCUUUAAACAUGCAAACAUUAAAAAAUUUCAGAACCAUAAAAAGAGCAAAGAAAAAACUGAAAAACAUCCACCGUUAAGAAAAUUUAGCUCUUUUAGCGUUGACUUGCCUCAAUUAAAAUUCCCUACAUUCAGUCGAAGAGCCAGUUGUGAUGUUGUGACCGAAAGUGAUGCCAAGCCAGACAUUGUCGGCAGUUUAACUCUUUCGGCGCCAUCAUCGCAUUGCAAAUUGAAGUUCAAUCUGAAAAGUGACAGGGAGAACAACCCGCCGAAUAAUUUGUUAAGAGUAGAUAAAACAGAAAUAAACAACAAAUCGUCAUCAUUCCUACAUUCUUCUCUGUCGAAAUCUUUGAUAAGGCCAAAUGUUUUGCUGCAAUUUCUGCCUGAAUCGAACAUCUGUUCGCGAUAUUCAUCGUCAAAUCUUUCAACUCUGCCCGAAGAAAACAUCUUGACUUUUAGAAACGACGUCGAUGAUAUGGAAUCAAAUGGCGAAACAAUUUCUAUAAGGGAUCUAAACAGCGAAGAAGACGACAAUCAAUGUGACAGGGAGGAAGAUAAACUAUCUUUCAAUGGACGGUCAGACGUCAAUAGAGUUUUGCCCAUCACAACACUGACCGACGCAUACAGCAUUAGAGAUAUUGAAAAAUUCAACAUGGCACUUCUGAAAAAUAUUUCAAGAGGUAAUGAACGCUGCCUUUUAACAAAAACAACAGAAAGUUUGCAAGAUCCUGUAGUAGAGAGUUUAAAGAGCGAUGUAAAUAAUAAAUCCAUCAAAGAAACAACAAAUAAGGCUGUCAAUGAAUCGAAGAUAAAAAAUUCAACAGACAAAAAGAUGAAAACAAACAACACUUCAAGCUUAUCACUCUCAUUAAAUGCUAGUGAUAAAGUUAACCUUGAUAGCGAACACUGGAUAAAGAUGAAUAGUCUAUUGGGCAAACUUUUCUUAAACAGAAACAUGCCACACGCGUGUGACACUGUUUUUUAA